Oppiella nova is the source of this 606-nucleotide messenger RNA. Lineage: Eukaryota; Metazoa; Arthropoda; Arachnida; Sarcoptiformes; Oppiidae. The record is from the annotation of a GenBank genome assembly.
AUGUCUGUUUUCCGUUGUUUUCUUGCGUUCACUCUUUGCUUGACUUUCGGCCAAACGGUUGACGAAAGCGUUGUUGUCGUCAGAGUCAGGAAUGGAGUCAUUAAUGGCCGCAAAGAGCUCUCAGUCGACGGCAAACCCGUUAACGUCUUUAAAGGCAUUCCUUUCGCCAAACCUCCGAUCGGAGACUUGCGGUUCCGACGGCCUGUUCCCGCAGAGGAAUGGCAGCACCCGUUGGACGCCUUCGAGUUCGCGCCUCCGUGUUAUCAAAACGGGAAAUACAACUCCUCUUUGUUCCCAAACACGGGUUUCAGCGAAGACUGUCUUUAUUUGAAUGUCGUUUCGCCGCAAAUCAGCGAUGAGUUGAAGCCAGUGAUGGUUUGGAUUCACGGCGGAGCUCUCACUAAAGGCACGGCAAAUGUGGACACUUUCGGCGGCAAAGAGUUGUCUGCGAAAGGAGUUGUCGUCGUUUCCAUUAAUUACAGACUAAACGCUUUGGGAUUUCUGUAUUCGGGCGAAGAGUCGGCGCCGGGAAACGUCGGGCUCUGGGAUCAGGCGCUGGCCUUGGAGUGGAUCAACGACAACAUCCGCUACUUCGGCGGCGACGAC